Molecule: messenger RNA, 7462 nt
Organism: Tribolium madens (black flour beetle)
Lineage: Eukaryota; Metazoa; Arthropoda; Insecta; Coleoptera; Tenebrionidae
Product: brefeldin A-inhibited guanine nucleotide-exchange protein 3
Exons: 10
Coding region: 1349-7324 (1991 amino acids)
Biological process (GO): regulation of ARF protein signal transduction
Molecular function (GO): guanyl-nucleotide exchange factor activity
Source: RefSeq, a predicted model, not a curated record
CGUCUGGGUGACAUUCACACCUCUAAUCACUUGUAUGUUGACACCUCUUGAUUUUUUUCCAAACAGAUGCAUCAUUUCGAUCCAGUUACCGAAAAAUCACUGUCAACGUUCCAAUUACUCAAAUUAAAACCUCUUCAAAACAAUUAAUUUAUCGGAAUUUUGCCCGCCCGGAGUCAUGUUACAGUCAUCGACCUCGUUGUAAAUAUCCCAUCAAAGUGGCCAUGUCCCACCAUUUGUCAAGUCCAAUUGAGUAAUCAAAUUUUUUCUAAUCAGUGUUACCACCCUGAAAAUCGUGUUAAUUGGUACGAGUGUAACAUCAUUACCGGAAAUCGCCCUCGGGGUCAAGGCUUUUGAUUGAGUUAAAGCAGAAAAACAGGUAGGACUCUCUAAAAAUAGUGCAUCGGUCCCCAGGCCCGAAAGUGCGCCCGUUCGAAACACCUUUCUCCACUCCCAAGUGUCACAAUUUGGCCAAAAUCCUCUCCGUGAUGUUUUCAAGCUCGACCGCGAGAUAUUUACAGAGAUUUACAUUAUUUUUUUCAAAGUGAGAGGCGCGGGGGCGGUGAUUUUGACGUCAAGAGUGACGUUUGGCAUACCACAGAAUGACAGUGGGCGAACUGUCGUUCAGGUGCAAAAAUUUAACAAAUCCUUGCAAUUAAUUGCGUAAACAUGGGACAAUGAAGUGUUUGCCUACCGAAAUCACAUAACAACUUGCUGUGUGAGGAGAUCCGGUGAGGGAAACAUGGUUCAAGCACUCACUAGCACUGCACACUCGACGGAGGGAUUGAGGAUUGUGUGAUUUUUGAGGGUUUGAGGAAAAACUUGCGAAUUUACAAUGCAACCUUCGGAUCGUAUGUUGUGCCAGACUGAAGUUGGUGAAACACAAAUAGAACUGUUCUGUCACGUGAAAUGAAAGUGCGACAGUGGCGACGCCAAACGGCACGGACAGGUGGAGAGACACGUGUAGAGCGCCCGGGGAUAGGCAACCAAUAAAACUUUUUUGUAAUGAAAAAAAUUAACUGUUGAUUAAUUUGAGUUUUAUUUUAUUAUGUCCUCAACAAAUCCUUUUACAAAAAACCUGACAAAAUUAUUAAUGCUCGGAAACAAAAAAAAAGAAAUAAACAAUGAUUUUGAAACACAUUGAGAUCUCUUUGACACAUUUCAAUAUUCACCCAAUUCUCUCCUUAUCAGAGGAUAUGGAAACUGCGUCAUUCAUUACUACAUUUCCGUUCCAAACAUUUUACUAGAUCCACUUGUUGAUCCUCCUCAAGUAUUGAUUUUCCCCAGACAUGCUCAGUCACAACAGUCUAGUCAUCAAUCCGCAAUAUGUUAGCUGCUUGAUUAUCACACAAUGGAAGACUUACUCCUCAACAUCGUCAAAGAAUCAACCGGAACGAAACUCUCGAAUUUGAAACAGAGCGCACAAGAAGCCCACGACUUAUUAUGCAACCAGAACAACCUCCUCCGCAGCCCCAGCCACGAGCUCCGCACCGCCUGCUUCGUCCCCCUUAAACUAGCCCUAGAAAGCAGAAAAAGCAAACUGGUCUCAUUGGCCUUGACAGGACUCAAUAAAAUUGUGCGGGACGAGCGGUUCCAGUCGGGCACUGAACCCGAAGAUGACUCUCUUUGGCUCCCCGCGCAACUCCUCCUCUCCACGUCUUCUAUGUUGGCUCAGUGCGAAGAUACCCAAGUCCAUAUUUUGAGGGUAGUCCUCAACUUGGCAUGUUCGGCAAGUUGGGCCUUGAAUGGGCGUUUGGUUAUGCUUCUCAUAACAAGAUGUGGGGAGGCCUACGAGAAUGGGACUCAGCCUGUGAGGGCAGCUGCUCAAGCAGCAGCAAGCCAGACUUUGACCGCGUUUUGUACUUUUUUGGACGAGGAGUGUCAAGAGAUUUUGCAACAGCAGCAAAAACACAAGAAUUCUGGUAGUAGUGCUGAGAUGGUGUAUACAAAAACAUCAGCAGUGGCGUGUUUUAAUGAAGCUAUUCCGGUGAUGCAGUAUUUGUGUAGUAGACUAGAAGAAUCCAAAACGCAACUUAAAUCAACUGAUUUAACAAUUUUUCUCCUGGAAUGUCUCCUGACUCUUGUUAACACCCUUCCGCACACUGUGCAUUCCAACAUCCACUUCACUACUUUUCUCUGGCAGCGCUUUUGCCCCGCCCUUUUAUCCCUUCUGGGGGCUCCGGGUGACCCCACUGGCCACUCUCUCACCACCAAUCAAAGUAAAAUCAUCUACAGUAUUGGUAUCCAAGUUGUGCGUCUUGUAGGACGGGAGCGUGCCCUUCGUCCCGUCCUUGAAGCCCUUUUCCAUCGUAUGCUCCUCCUCCCGAGUCCUACCAAAAGACUUGAACCUUUAAGGGCCGCUCGUGAACUUCUGAGAUCACCAGGACGUCUCGCCGACCUUUUGCUACUAAGUGGGGCUAUUCAUAGACAUGCGGGGGACGACAUGGCUAUAAUCCGGCUAAUUAUGGACUCGAUCGAGGAGUCAUCACAAUGUAGCGAUACGAAUGUACUUUUGGCUAGUGUGGAGUGUGUGGGGGCCCUUUUAGGCUCACUUGAGGCCCUUUGCAGAGGCGAGGGACUCAAUCAAGAAGGCGCUGAAAUCGCUAAUUUGAGAUAUGUGACCUUGGAACAAGCUGACUAUACUGGACCUUUGACUUAUCAGUCAUUGGCAAGGCUUCCGAAGCCCUACCGGGACGUGGUGGCAAAUUUAAAAUGUCAAAGUGACUCUGACAGUAGUGGGAUUGAGGGUAAUGUUCCCGAUAUCGAAGGCGGCUCCGAAUCGGAUUGUUCCGGCGCGACGGAAGGUCCCGAAGAGUACGGGAGCCAAUCAGAAGACAGUAUAAUGGACGAUGACAGUUUUCUAACCAAUCAGCAACUCCAGAAGUUGCACAAACUUCCAAAGUCGCUAAAUUUGGGCCGGAGUGGUUUAGAGGAGUGCAAUACUGACGUGGAACGUCACAAUGCCCGUCAUUUCGUCAAAACUCUACAAAAUAUACUUUUACCGAACCUUUUGUCUCUAAGAUCAUCGAUUCAAGUUGAUGAAGUUUUGCAAGAAUUUGCCUCCAAGUGUUGCCAACAUAAUUCGGCUCAAAGUUACGAGAUUUCAACGAUUAUGAACGCUGAUGGGGUUUAUUUGGCCACGUAUUCGGCGCUUUUGCUUGAUUUGAAGUUGAUUCAAGGGAGGAACCAUGAUGGGAGUAGCAAUGUGCCCAUCACAGAGGCCCAGUUUGUGGAGGAGAUCCAUGGGAGUGGCGUUUUGGUUUAUGUUUCAGCGACUUGGUUGUGCGAAUUGUACCAAAAUGUCUUGGCUAAGUCGUUGUUGUUGACGGCGGGGUAUGACCCCAAAUCGCCCCAACAACCAGCUUUGGUCAAUCUUUUGACAGAUGUUGGGGGUUUGUGCCCAUCGCAGCUACUUUCCGACUGGCAAAAGUUGCAAAAAGUCCAUGGAAGUCCAGAGAGUAGUCCUGAAGUGGAAGCCGGAGUGAAACUCUCCCGGAGGGUUUUGACAUGUUGUUGGGCUUCUGUGGUUUCAGUUUUGGGGGCACCACUCGGCGAGAAAAACACCUUUGCUGGGACUUCAGCCUUGAGUCGACUGGUGGCACGAAGGGCUCGGCAAAAGUACCGCCAAAGGAUACGUGAUGAUAUCAUUACUGCGUGUCUUGAAGGCUUACAUAAGGCUGCCAGUCUUAGUAACACUUUGAAGUUGCAGUCCCGGAGUUGCAGUAUCUUGUCGUUACUUUCUGCCUCUUCUUGUAAGCCUCAAGGGGCCAAACUCCCGGCUUCCCAUGCCCUAUCCUUGGAUGUCCUAUUAUCCAAAGGGCUGGCCCUUGGUUCGCACAGUUCCACUUGCUGGCCUCAUGUCUUCUCCGCUUGUGUGGCUGUAGCCAACCUCGAACAUGCCCUUUUUAGCAAAACUGGGUCCACGCAACUCCUCAUGGUCGCCCAAAACACCCAAAACAAUACUGUGACCUCAAGCACUUACACCAACAGUGAGAGACUUAACAUGACGUUCAAUAUCAGUAACGACGAAGAGACUUGCGUGGACGUUUACAGUUUUCUACAUAAUGCCUCGUAUGCCUCUGCAAACUCCUCCGAUGCCUCGAUUGCCGAAAUUGUGGAACGGAGUGGCGCCCACAAUGCCCAAAGUCAGGGCAUUUUGCGAGGAGUUCAUGCCGCGAAAGUUUGUUGCGUUUUGUCACAAAAAGCCGACGAGUUGUUUCAUUCAGCGGCGUUGAGGCUGUCUCUGCCGGGGCUUUGUAGCUUCUUGACGGAGUUGUGCAAAGCGUCGCAUACACAGCUCUUCACCCGUUACGAGGACGCCCCUCGUCAGCAGAAAAAAUGGUGGAAAAAAGAGCUGGAGUCCCAUCAAAAACCCCCCGCCACUCUACUCCUCCACCGAAUUGGCGAAGUAACCCUCAAAUGUAUCCGCUCUGGGCGCCCCCUCAUCCACACCAUGAAAGUCUGGUCGAUUGUAGGCCCCCAUUUCAUGCAAGCGGCAUGUCACAAAGACCGCACAAUCUCGAAAAAAGCAGUCCAAUGCAUCCACGACGCAGUUACCGCUCUGUUGAACGAGCAAGCCGAACUACCACACUUCCAUUUCAACGAAGCCCUAAUCAAACCCUUCGAAAAUUUGCUAUGUUUGGAGCUGUGUGAUUUGGACGUUCAAGACCAGAUCGUGUCAUGUCUUUGCGAGUUUGUUGAAGCCAAUAGGACUGAAAUCUGCUCGGGUUGGCGGCCACUAUUCGGCACUUUGAGGGUGGCAAAUGCGAAGAACAACGCAGCGGCCAUUUUGGAUGUUUUCCGGAUUUUUCUAUCUACAGAUAACACGUUGGUGUUUGCCAACGCGGCUCUCGAUUAUAUUUUGUGUCUUUUGUCGCACAUCAAAAACACCAAUUUUGAGGAAAUCGAGCCUCAAGUGAAGCCACAAGAGAAGAAAGGGUCCUUUUUGGAGACAAAAGACGAUUUUCCCUCAAAACUAGUCCUCGGACCUGUCGAUUUAUGCAUCGAGAGCCUCAAACUCCUCCAAAAUUGCGCCGCCAUCUUGUCAAUGAUGUACAACAUGCCCAAAUGCCCCAAUUUCAACAUGACCCAUCGCAUGAGUAUUGACACCGAUCCUCAAGUAGUUGAUCCAAUCAUCCAAAACAUUGAAGUUGUCAAUUUCAACCAAGACCUCUACGAUCCGAUAAGUUACUCAAUUUUGAGUACUCGACACGACUUGGAAUUGUGCGAAUCGAGUGGCAUUACUUUGACCAAAAUGGACCGUCAAAGUAACGUUUUGAAAAUAUGGUACAUCCUCCUUGAGGGUCUUUCUUCGGCUUCCAUCAUGUCGGCUCAUAAAAACCAACCAUUCGUGGUUGAAACCCUCUUCAAACUUUUGAGGGACUUGAUCGACAACCCAGGUGUCAAUUUCGGGUUGUACUCCAUAAACCAUUUGGUACUCCCAAUGGUUCAAAACUGGAUGCGUCAAAAUAGCAAAAUCCAGAAACCGGGCGAAAUCUGGCAGAAUUUUAAACACUGUUGCGGCUUGGCUAGUGAGCUUGUGGUUGAUUAUUUGCACCAUUUGCAAGGUUUUGGGAAUUUUGUGGAAAACCCAGCUGCGACUUUAGCCCUCAAACAACUCCUUUUGAUCCUCAUUGAGUGUGUAACCCAACCGAGUGAGAACAUAGCCCGUUUGGGUACUUCCUGUAUCCGACAUGUGAUUCUCAGCGCUGGCAAAAUCCUAACUGGGGGGCAAUGGGAAAUUUUGGUUGUAGCCCUCCACAGGGCUUGUACCAUCUCCCUCAACCCUCUCCACCAACUAACCCUAGCUUUUAAGGAAAAUUCCGAUAGUUUCUACGGUGAUUUGGCCACAGUUAAGGUUGCAGCCCGCAAGGAUAGUACCAUUUCCGAAAACGAGAGGUUGUACGAGCUUGCCCAACAAGUUUUUCUCAUGCAAUGUCAACGCAACUGUCCUAAAUGUGACAAAGUGUGCGAGUGUGACGCUAGUAUGACAAUUGACGAUCGCAGUUAUGUUUUUCUCCUGUACCCGCUUGACAUGUCGUCCAUUUUGAACCCGGAUUUGUACAUUGUGAGGGUACCAUUUAGGAAUCUCGUUGUGGGGAUUUUAGCCCACCAAAUGCUCAUUCAGACGAUUUCCAGUGCACUUUUGCAAAAUUUGAACCAUAUUACCCCGAUUUUGAACAUUUUGCAAAUCAAUUCGUGUAGUUUGCGUGGGAUUUUGACCCAUGUUAAUGCCAAACAUGUCGAUAUACUUUUGAAGUGUUUGGAUGUGAGCAAUGCCCGAGCUAAGCAGUUUGAUGUGAGGCCUGGUUUGAAGUUUCUGACUCAAAAAGUGGGUAAUUUGAGCAAAGCUGCGAAUUUGUACACGCAAGCGAACACGUCCGAAGUGGUCCAAAUAAUUGUUUUGAUCGAGUUGUGUCUCGAUGGGAUUGAGAAGUACUCGAUUAAACCCAAGGAUUUGAAGGAGUUGCUUGGGAAGGAUGGGAAAGUCAAGUGUACUAAUGAUUUGGACUACGUUGAACAGUUUUUGAGAAGAUUGCAGAACAAGUGGGAGUUUCUAUGCGAGUCCUAUAUUCACUUAACUAUAAAUAUCCCCGAAACGGUUGUGCAAGACAGUGAAGACGAAAAUCUUGACCUAAUUGAGAAACCUCGACCAUUCAAAUUGUCAGAUUUUAAGCAAGAAGAGGACACUUUGAGUUCAAGUACCGACUCGGAGGGGUAUUUGGAGAAGGAAGUGUUGCCAAAUGUUAAAACCGAUGUUGAUGAGGGGGAAAAACCGAAGUUGCGUCAGAGUUGUAGUCUUGAUGAGACACUUUUGAAAAAGACGAAGGAAGUUUCGUCGACUGAUGACGAAACGAAUGAUAUGGCGGCUAAAUAUACGAAACAGAUUCAUGACAAGUAUAAAGUUGAGCUAAAUUCGAUUAAAUAUGACACUAAUACGUUGCUUCAAAUGCGAAAAUCGACCAUUUCCAGUGAUAAUAUUACGAGUUGUGAAAGUUUUGAGAAGAAGACACCGAGUCCCAGGAUGAAUCCGUUUAUGGUGGCGAGUGUGCCGCCACCGCAGCCGAUACCGCCGGAAAUUCAACAGCAGAGGGCUAUAAGUAUUUUCAAGGAUUCUGAGGCAUACAAAACGACCCGGAUUGAGACCAUGGAGGCAUGCCUCGAGCUUUUGAGUAGCUUAUCAUCGGAAAAGCUCUCGCCUUUGGCCACCGUCUUGAAACAAGGCGCUGUUCUUCUAAUCGGAGCCCAAGACGAGAAAAUUAAAAACGCAGCUGAGAAUCUUCUCAAACGAAUGAACAUCUCAUACAUUGACCACGAUAAUUUUUAAUUCAUUUGCACUCUUUAAGACUGGAGUUGGAAGUCUGAUGGCAAACUUUGUGCUUAUUUCCCUCUAUUGUAGAAUAAUAAAUGUAUUUUAUGACGAAUGUACAGAGAAUGGUAGACAAUAAAGGUGAGCUAAAGUGGA